UUCUCAAGUGGCAGCGAUGAAUGGUGCGAGAUAAUCAUCGGCUCCACCACACACACACACACACACACACAUCUCUCCGAUCCCACUCCGGACCUGGAUGCGGGCAUCCUUGGAUUGUCAGCACGGAGCCAGUCGCUGGGGAAGUUGCCGGGACGAGGAUGGUGUUCUUCCCGGGGACUGAAUCCGCGGCUGCUGCUCGUCUCACGGAGCGGGGGAUGCGCUCAAUGUGACAUUCACUUGUGCGCUGGUGUUGACUGUAUUGUUCUCGUCCCGUGCAGACGCAGAGCCGCGGGUCUUUUUUAGGGAAGAUGUUGAGCCGAUUCAUGAGUGGCAGCAUCAGGAAUCUUGAACGGGAAUACGACUGCACGGUCAGACUGCUGGAUGAUACGGAAUAUACGUGCACCAUUCAGCGGGAUGCAAAGGGACAGUAUCUGUUUGACAUCAUCUGCCACCACCUGAACUUAUUGGAGAAAGACUACUUUGGCAUCAGAUAUGUGGAUCCAGACAAGCAGCGGCACUGGUUGGAGGUCACAAAAUCAAUCGCGAAGCAAAUUAAAUCUCAGCCUCCCUUCACCAUGUGUCUGAGAGUCAAGUUCUACCCUCCCGAUCCCGCUGCGCUCAAGGAGGAGAUCACUCGAUAUCUUCUCUUCCUUCAAAUCAAGAGAGACCUGUACCACGGUCGUCUCCUGUGUAAAACCUCGGAUGCUGCCAUGCUGGCUGCCCACAUCCUUCAAGCUGAGAUCGGAAAUUAUGACCCCGGGAAGCACCCUGAAGGUUACAGCUCCAAAUUCCAGUUCUUCCCUAAACAGUCGGAGAAGCUGGAGCGCCGGAUCGCAGACAUACACAAGACGGAGCUGAUAGGACAGACACCUGAAACAUCGGAGCGGAAUUUCCUGCAGAAAGCCCAGAUGCUGGAGACAUAUGGUGUCGAUCCCCAUCCAUGCAAGGAUGUGUCUGGGAAUCCAGCUUUUCUCGCCUUCACGCCGUUUGGUUUUGUGGUGCUUCAGGGAAACAAAAGAGUCCAUUUUCUCAAAUGGAACGAGGUGACCAAGCUCAAGUUUGAAGGCAAGACUUUCCACAUAUAUGCAAAUCAGAAGGAGGACAGAAAGAUCAUCUUGACAUACUUUGCGCCCACACUAGAGGCGUGCAAGCACCUUUGGAAGUGUGGAGUCGAGAACCAAGCUUUUUACAAGCUUGAGAAGUCAAGUCAGGUUCGCACAGUGUCCAGCAGCAACUUGUUCUUCAAGGGCAGCCGUUUCCGCUACAGUGGACGAGUGGCAAAAGAGGUGAUGGAGCAGAGUGCCAAAAUCAAACGCGAACCUCCAGAAAUACACAGGGCUGGCCUCGUGCCCAGCAGAAGUUGUCCAUCCAUCACACACGGGCCUCGGCUCAGCAGCGUACCGCGCACGCGCCGGAGAGCCGUGCACAUAUCUAUCAUGGAGGGUCUGGAGUCCCUGCGAGACAGUGCCCACUCCACCCCGGUGCGCUCCGUGUCCCACGGGGAUUGCUUCCUGCCUCGCUCCCGGAGCCACGCACCAGAGGCGGGCGAGGGGAUGGCGGUCAUCUCGGACGAGGCCUACAGUCCCUCCGACAGCGUCCUCCCCACCCCGGUCGCCGAGCACAGCAUGGAGCUGGCCGCCGCCCGCCAGACCAACGGGGCGCCCUGUAGCAUCGAGGAGGAGAAGGAGUCGGAGGCGGGCACCCCGAAGCAGGGAGAAGGGGGGGAUUUAGGUGCGGACGGUAGACGUGUACAGCAGGGUUCAGGGGGGGACUCGGCCCUCAGCGAGGUGGAACAGGUGAAUAAAUUCGUCUUAAGUGUCCUCCGUUUGCUCCUUGUGACCAUUGGACUCCUCUUUGUCCUGCUUCUCCUCCUCAUCAUCCUCACCGAGUCCGACCUUGACGUUGCAUUUUUAAGUGAUAUCCGCCAGACGCCCGAAUUUGAGCAGUUCCAUUUCGAAUACUUUUGCCCCCUCAGGCGGUGGUUUGCCUGCAAGCUCCGCUGGGUGGGCGGGUUGCUCAUUAACGACUGAGAGGCGGCCGUUCAGGGGUCUGAGGAGACGGUUAGGACUCUGGAGGAGUGACGGAGAUCAGCCUUGUCCCAACAAUGAACCCUGCUUGUCUCAUCCUCCUCCUGCAGACGAACAGUUGGGACCACCGCUGGUACCAUCACACCAGGAUCUCUUUCUCUCCCUCGUUCCACGCUGACUUUGAGUUGUCCCGUCCUCACCAGCCACUUGCUCAUUUUCUUUUAGUUCAUCCUUUUUCACUUUUUCUUUUGCUCCACCAAGCCUGAACUGUUUUUUCUGCAUUUUUUUUCCCCACCUCAAGUCAUUUCAGGUAUUUUUUAUUUUUUAGAAAAUAACACAAAGGGGAGAAAAAAAAAUCAAGAGUUCAUUUAAAACAAAUGGAAUAUUUCAUUGCAACUGAUUAAAGUUGCCUUUGUUUGUUAUUUAUUUCAUUGCUUGCAUCAGAACAGAAGAGUUCAUGAAUGGUGACCCAGGAAGUUGAUUUGUCCUUAAAAAGAAAAGAAAAAGGUUUGUCGAGACUGCUGCAGAGGAUGCAAAAUAGUGAAAUAUAUUUUCUUAUUGGUUCAUCCCCUUCAGAAGAUGAACAGCAGGUAAAACCUUUUAGAAAACAAUCAGAACCACAUAAAAGCAGAAAGACAGUGAAACGGACAGGGUGAUUACCAAAUAAAUGCCUUUCUUUGACUAGAUAUUGAUGCUUAAAACCUUUUUGGAUUGUUUAAGACAAUUAGACUUAAAUCUACGGAGGGCACAUGAGGUCAGCUGAUGAAGAUCAACGUUUCUAACAUUUUAUAAGAAUUAGGUGUUAUAAACCAGUAGUGUCAUGUGACCCAGUAGUGUCCGAUGCAGUUAGAGGAAUACUCAUUAUGAGAAAAGACUCACUGGCACCGAUAGAUAAUAGCCUAGAUAGAUGUGCAAUGCUGAUAUGGUUUCCAUUAUUAAUCACUUUGAAUGUGCUCAUUUCUUCAGUUAUGUUGUUUCUCCAACUGAAAUGAUUUGCAUCUUCUCGCCAAAUUGAAAUUCAAUGAAUUUCAAUUAUUUCUUAGGAGGGGUUUGAUCCAUUUUGGUUUGAAAUCAACCUUGCUUUUAGGUUUAUGUAUCAUAUUCUAUUAUUGUUGUUAUUAUUACUGCUAGAAUAAGCAUAAUGAUGUACUUUUUGUACAAAUUAGUUUGUUUCCUAAUAUAUAUUGACAGGUUUUCCAUGUAUAUUUUAACAGAACUGAAAUAUUAUUUUGUUAUCGAAGAUUAAAUUAUACCUUUUUUA
Molecule: messenger RNA, 3288 nt
Organism: Cololabis saira (Pacific saury)
Lineage: Eukaryota; Metazoa; Chordata; Actinopteri; Beloniformes; Belonidae
Product: FERM domain-containing protein 5
Exons: 14
Coding region: 309-2030 (573 amino acids)
Cellular component (GO): cytoskeleton
Source: RefSeq, a predicted model, not a curated record